This is a messenger RNA of Penicillium canescens, 831 nucleotides long. Its product is annotated as alpha/beta fold hydrolase. The transcript is spliced from 3 exons. NCBI's taxonomy places the organism in Eukaryota, Fungi, Ascomycota, Eurotiomycetes, Eurotiales, Aspergillaceae. The record is from RefSeq and is a predicted model, not a curated record. Bases 1 to 831 code for a protein of 276 amino acids.
AUGGCUGCCACUCAAACUAUCACAGUCCCCCACCUGGGCGGCAUCAAGGUCGGAUACGCCUUCGCUAAGAACCAAUACGAUCCUUCCAAGCCGACGUGCGUGCUCAUUAAUUCGAUGUGCAUGACCGUGUCUCUCUACCAUGAACAGUUCAACAACGAAGCUCUGAAUGAUGCCAUGAACCUCCUGGCCAUCGAGCCUUUAGGCCAUGGCUCGACCAGUUCUCCCUCUGAACAUUUUACAUAUUGGGAUUCCGCCCACAUGGCCUUGCAGGUUAUGGACCACUUUGGGAUUCAGAAAUCCUUCGCCCUAGGCACAAGCCAGGGUGGGUGGAUCGUGACUAGGAUGGCCCUUCUAGCCCCGGACCGAAUCCUCGGUCUCAUGCCUCUCGGAACCUCCAUGGAUUAUGAAUCUGAGGAGUCCCGGUCCAAGGGCUGUUGGGACCCUGCUGCCAAUCUCACGGUAUUUUAUGAGAAAUGGACUAGCCCCUCGGCUACGCCCGAUUUCGUUGUGGAUGAUGUCUGGUGUGGAUUGGUGGGCGGUAUUGGCUUUGGUGCCGCUGCCACCGCCGAGAGGUCUGCGUUCUGGACUCAGACCUUGAAGGACGUAUAUAAGGGUGAUGAGGGCCGGAAAAAGGUCCGGAUGGCGCUCAAUUGCCUACUGGAGAGGGACGGGCUGCUUCUCCGGAUCGGGGAUAUCAAAUGUCCUGUUCAUUGGCUACAGGGUACCGAAGAUGUUCCGUUUGGGACGAUCGUGCCUCCGGAGCACAUUAAACGUUUCACUUCUUCUGUGGAUGCUAAACUUGUGAUGAUUGAGGGGGUGCGCAUUAUCUGA